UGCACGCCCACCCCCGAGUGAGUGGGCAGGGCAGCUGGGCAGGUGGGCUGUUCCGACAACCUAGCCGUGCCGAUCUACUCUCGUCCAUUCUACACACUACUCCGUACCACGCUUCUCCUUGUCCAUCUUCCUCUUCCCUGUCUCCUCAAAUUUUGACCCUUUCUACUGUAUUCUCUCGGCGUUUUUGUCUCCUUCUUGCACAGAGCCCAGCCUGCUGCCCCAUCUCAGAUCUGUGACCCCUCUAGAUUAACUCCAACUCAACAUCAGCUCUGCCAGACGCGGAUCGCGGAUCGCGGAGCCGCGGAACCCCGUGCCAUAGGAUACUUUACGAGCGCGCUUUCCCGACUCGACAUCCUAUCUGGAUUUUUGAUUGACGACUGGGAAAAGAACGGCACCCGGCGGUACCAGGUACUCAACCGGGUCAUGCUUGCGAUCCUUAGAACAUUGCGAUAAUGCUUUCACGGCCGAGGCGCAUGCUCCCACCGCGGUGACGUCCCUCUUGCCCUCUGGGCGACCGAGCAGCCUUCUCUAUCCGGGGGACAUUGAAAACGAGGCGAGGGAGACUGGUUGAAAGUUGGGGUAGGGACGGCAGGACGACGACGAACUCAGCUGGGACUGUCUCGACAGCGAGCCUUACGCGGCACGCAAUCCACACUGCCACCAUCCGAGGUGUGACAGACCCCGAACCCGACCGACCGCGCCGCCGAGGAAGCAAGCCAUGGCCGGGAACGGGAACCAAGCAGAACGCGAUAUCGAGCUAAACAUCCUGAACUUCAAGGAGGACUACAGCCUCGCCAACGGCGAGUCGUACCUGACCCGGGAGCCCACAUACGAGAUGCCCCGCCGGCUGUCGAGGGCCGGCCCGGACAGGUGGCGCCGAUGGGUAGACUCGUUCCGCCGGGAUCCUCAUAGCAGGAUGACCCCCAAGCACGCAUUUACCGCCAACACGGCCUGGCCGGGCAUCGGACACGGUCCCGCUGUCUCUGGGCCAGACGAUGACGACGACGAUGACGAUGGGCACCACGCCGGCCGCAACUACUAUGACGUUCGCGCGGCUAAUUACCGCACCGCGCACUCGCUGCUCGCGAGGGAGCUCAAGGGGAGGCACCUGCAGAUGAUUGCAAUUGGUGGUUCCAUUGGAACUGGACUGUUCAUAUCCUCGGGGUCUGCUCUAAAUACUGGCGGGCCUGCAUCAGUCCUGCUCGCCUAUAUGAUUGUCGGUUUGAUGCUUUACUGCGUUAUGCAGGCUCUCGGCGAGCUUGCGGUAGUCUUCCCCAUCGCCGGGUCAUUUUCUGCCUACUCAACCAGAUUCCUCGACCCAGCAUGGGGUUUCGCCAUGGGAUGGAACUAUGCCCUUCAAUGGUUAAUAGUGUUGCCAUUGGAAAUAAUAGCGGCAUCCAUCACGAUAUCAUAUUGGAAUGCCGGCAUUAACAAGGCCGUAUUCGUCACAGUCUUCCUUGCCGUCAUCGUAGCCAUCAACUUGUGUGGCGUCAAAGGCUACGGUGAAGCCGAGUUCGUCUUCGCCAUUAUCAAAGUGUCGGCCGUAAUAGGCUUCAUAUUGCUUGGGAUUGUCAUCAACAUUGGGGGCACACAGGACAGUGGUUACAUAGGUGGUACCUACUGGCAGCAUCCUGGCUCCUUCAACAACGGCUUCAAAGGUCUCUGCAGCGUCUUCGUGACCGCGGCCUUUGCCUUCGCCGGCACUGAAAUGGUCGGCCUCGCAGCAGCCGAGACGGCCAACCCGCGCAAGUCCCUGCCCACGGCCAUCAAGCAGGUAUUUUGGCGCAUCAGCCUCUUCUAUAUUCUGGCCCUCACACUCGUCGGGUUGCUGGUCCCCUACGACGACGAAAGACUCCUGGGCGCCAAAUCGGUGGCCGAUACGAGUGCUAGUCCCUUUGUGAUCGCCAUCCAGGACGCGGGAAUCCAGGUUCUCCCUAGCAUUAUGAACGUUGUCAUCCUCGUCGCCGUGAUGAGCGUCGGCAACUCCUCGGUCUUUGGGUCGAGCCGCACGUUGGCCGCGCUCGCCGACCAGGGCCAGGCGCCGGCGUGGCUGUCGUACAUCGACCGGCGCGGGCGGCCACUGAUGGCCAUCUUGUGCGCGUCCCUGUUCGGCUUCCUCGCAUACCUGGCGGACAUCCCGGAGCAGGGCGAGGUGCUGGACUGGCUGCUCGCCAUCUCGGCGCUGUCGUCCAUCUUCACGUGGGCGUCCAUCUGCCUGGCGCACAUCCGCUUCCGCAUGGCAUGGAGCGCCCACGGCCGCUCGCUCGACGAGCUCGCCUUCCGCGCCCAGGCGGGCAUCGGCGGCUCCUGGCUAGGUCUCAUCCUCAACAUCCUCAUCCUCGCCGCACAGUUCUGGACCGGCGCCUGGCCCGUUAACUACGGCGAGUACAGCGUCAAGGCCAACGUGCAGACAUUCUUCCUCAACUACACCGCCGCCCCCGUCGUCAUAAUAAUGUACGUCGGCUACAAGCUAUGGUUCCGCACGCGCAUCGUGCGCAACAGCGAGAUGGACAUCGACACCGGCCGGCGCGACUUCAACCUCUCGGUACUCCUGGCGCAGGAGAUGGAGGAGAAGCGGAGCUGGCCCAAGUGGAAGAAAUGGUAUAAAUUCUUCUGCUGACCUGGGAGGCAGCGGUCCCCGGAGGCUUAGUCUAUACAAGAUAAUUUACUCGUGAUACCACUACUACUGUGUAAACAGUUUCCUGUUAGCCUUCGAGCGCACACUGGCGCUCUAGAUUCCACCUAUCGCAUGGGCAUGUUUUGCUGGGCUGUGGCUGUGGCUGUGGCUGUGGCUGUGGCUGUGGCUGACUUAUUCUGAUAUCCCGGUGGAUCGGCACCCACGGACGGGCACAGGAUCAUGGGAAUACUAUCGCAAACAUGGGGCGUUCAUAAGGACAGGGCUUAGAUCAGAGGACCAUCAUCCGAAUCGGGAAACAGUGCACGGUCAGGGGUGAUUGCGGAUCUGAUCAACUCAUGGGAUGGGUGCAUUUAUGAUGUCUGCGCUCAGCAGCCGCGGGGGCCUAUGUUUAGAUAUUGAAUACCCAGCGUGUUUCAAACG
Molecule: messenger RNA, 3058 nt
Organism: Diaporthe batatas
Lineage: Eukaryota; Fungi; Ascomycota; Sordariomycetes; Diaporthales; Diaporthaceae
Exons: 4
Coding region: 719-2620 (633 amino acids)
Biological process (GO): amino acid transmembrane transport
Cellular component (GO): membrane
Molecular function (GO): amino acid transmembrane transporter activity
Source: RefSeq, a predicted model, not a curated record